AUGCAACAUCAAGCCUUCAACCCCAGGGACUACCCUAUCGUCAUGGCCAUCGACUUUGGCACCACCUUCUCAGGAUGCGCCUAUGCCUAUGCUCAGGAUGACAAGGAGGUCAUCGAUAUCACAUCAUGGCCAAAGCAGAGCAUUCAGUAUCCAAAGACCCCUACCCUGAACCUCUACAAGAAGGAUGACCCCGAGCACAAGCUGGUCACUUGGGGUUGGAAGGCAAAGCUGGAGACUCUCAGACCCUCGGCCAGGCACCACACCUUGCUCUACCAGUACAAACUCCACCUGGACGAAAACAUGCAAAACGCGCCCCUGGAGGUCGACAUCACCGUCCUCGAAGCCAUCUCCCACUACCUCGAGGCCUUCCACGAGUACGUCGUCGGCGAGAUCAUGCGUGGAUUCGCCAAGAACUUUCAGCGCGACCACUUUAGAUACUGUCUCACCGUGCCAGCAAUGUGGUCCGACAGAGCCAAGAACGUCAUGCGUCAAGCCGCCGUUAAAGCUGGCCUCAUCAAGGAGAGCGACCAUCCCGACCGACUCAUGUUGAUCUCUGAGCCCGAAGCUGCCGCCCUGUAUUGCGAGCGCAAAUGCGACCAAUUCGAUCUCGGACAUGGCGACCGCUUCAUGAUUUGCGACGCUGGUGGAGGAACUGUCGAUUUGAUCGUCUUUGAGAUUGCAGUGACAAGUGCUGGACGUCGACUCUCGGAGGUGACCAAGGGUCACGGUGCCUCCUGCGGUUCCGUCUUCCUCGAUCGCCACAUGCGUCGUCUCCUGGAUCAAAAGUUUGGUCACCACACCGCCAACUUCCCGGCCAACAUUAUUCCCAACUUGGUCGACACCUUUGCUGACGCGAUCAAGCCUCAGUUUGACGGUAUCGAGGAUCAGUUCUUGUUGCUCCCCGCCAACAGGUGCUUUGAAGAUUUGGAGGAUCCCGAGGCCAUUGGUAUCGAUGAUGGCUACCUGGUGUUGACAGCGGCGGAGUUGAAGGAGCAUGUCUUUGAACCUGUCGUCAAAGAUGUUCUUUCGUUAAUUCAGGAGCAGCUGACGCAGGCUGGAAACUGCUCGGCCAUCUUCUUGGUCGGAGGAUUCGGAUCUUCGAGCUAUCUCUACAGCCGUGUCAAAGCCCAGUUCAGCUCACAGGUCGGACUCAUUUCCAUUCCUCCUCGUCCCGAGUUGGCCGUUGUCCGUGGGGCUGUUUGCGUAGGAUUGAAUCCUCGUGUCGUCACCUCGCGUAUUGCUCGUCGUUGCUACGGUAUUUCCUCGGAUCAGCCUUUCGAGAAGGGCAAAGAUCCUUUAGCGAAGCGCAAGUUCGAGGUCAACGGUGUCUGGUGCAUUGACCGUUUCUCGCCCUAUGUCCGAAAGGGCCACAAAGUCAACGUGGACGAAUGUAUUUCGCGCGAGUUCUCGUUCACAAAGUACUCGGAGGCACCAGAAGACUACAACAUUGCCCUGUAUGCUACCGAUAUGGAUGGAGACCCACCACGCUACACAACUGACGUUGGUGUGUCCAAGCUCGCGGAUAUCCCUAUUCCAUGCCCGCACGCACCCUCGUCUCGCCUAGGAUCCAUGGUCAAGGUCAAGGUGAACAUGCAUGUCGGAUUGAACGAGAUUAAGGCCGAGGCUGUUGUUGGCGACAAGGUCUACAGUACCAUCCUGCAGUUCGACGCUGUCGACACUUUCUAA
Linnemannia hyalina is the source of this 1686-nucleotide messenger RNA. The record is from the annotation of a GenBank genome assembly. NCBI's taxonomy places the organism in Eukaryota, Fungi, Mortierellomycota, Mortierellomycetes, Mortierellales, Mortierellaceae.